AAACACAUGGCUGUCAUUCGGCUCAAUGCCAUCUUUGCAAUUUGAUUCUCAUUCUUUUGGCGCUAUUUUCUUCUCCAUUGGGCAUUCUCUGUGCUGAUGAACUGAUAACUGGCAACACCUUUACUGUUUCCAGCUUCAGCUACCCUCAUACCACGCUCAGGCCCUUUGAUUUGCGAUAUAUCAGAGUUGAUUUGCCGCCAUGGUUUUCUGCUGUGUCUAUAUCCCUGAACUCAGAUGUUGACCUUGAUGCCUCAACAGUUGAAAGGGUUUCAAAAAGCAUACUGCCAAUAAUAUGCUUUAGAGAUGGAAGCCCUCCACUCCCUGAUGCGCUAAACACUUCUCUGAAAGAUCUGGCCAUUUCAGGAAUGAACGGUCUUGAUGUGGAGCAGUGCUUUCCCAUGCAGAGAAAUAUCACUGUGAAAUUGACAAAUGAGCAGAUAUCUCCAGGCAUUUGGUACAUUGGUCUUUUCAAUGGCAUUGGAGCUAGAAGCACGCAGUCAAAGAUGAUUAUCCGAGGCCCAGCAUACUCAUUCAGUGCCAAUAUAAGUGUUGAAGCAUGCACAAAUUCAAUGAUGAGGGGCAAAUUCUGCAACAGUACUGUCUAUCCACUUUCAUGCUCAGUCUCUAAUACUUCAAUAGUGAACAAGUCAACGGUGGAAAAUAUUGUGACAUGCAGAAAUAAUUUUGGAACUGUUUGUGUUUGGGAAGGGGUACCAAAAUUAUAUUCGUUGGAUAUAAUGAAUGUGGUGGAAGAGAUGACCAUUGUGGCAGCAAAUAUCACUUCCGGUGCAAAUGAUGUUAAUCUAAUGUGUUUUGCUCGGCAUGGUGCCAUACCUUCAGUAACGUUGCAUGACUAUUCCUAUAAUUUAAAUAAAGCUCCUUUGGUUAUUCAUUCACCCCUUAUUGGUCGUUGGUACAUUAGUAUAAUUCCAGUUAAUCUUACAAAAAAUAGCGGAGAGUCACAGAAUGGUGAUGUAAGGGUUUGCUAUUCCAUGGAAUCACAAGUGCUUGAAUGCGCAUCUGGAAAAGCUGGACCAAAUUGUACCUUGGAAAGCUUCAUGCUUCAGACAGUUCUAAGGAGAGGUUCUACCCCCUUUGAAUCAUAUUAUUUGCCAAUUGGUGAACGAGUGCCCUCAUAUUCUGCUAUUUUUCCUCUCGAGCCACUAUUAAGCAAUUCAUCAUACGUAGGACAACCUGAUAACACCUGGACUUACUUUCUUUUGGACAUUCCUCAUGGAGCUGCUGGAGGAAAUAUUCACAUUCGACUAUCCUCUGAUUCGAAGAUUAGUUAUGAAGUAUAUGCCAGAUUUGGUGGAUUGCCAUCUCUUGACAAUUGGGAUUAUUAUUAUGCUAACAAGACAAGGAGGAGCGAUCCAUCUAUGUUUUUUGUGUUAUAUGAGUCAAGUGAUGACAAGAUUGAUUUUUAUAUUAUUUAUGCUAGAGAAGGAAUGUGGGGCUUUGGUCUAAGACAUCUUAAUACCAGUACUGUUUCUUCAAAGGGACAGACCGUCAUGUCUCUUUCACUUGAAAGAUGCCCGAAGCGAUGCUCCUCUCAUGGGGACUGCAAAUUUUCUUUUGAUGCAAGUGGGCUAACAUCAUACAGCUUCUGCUCUUGUGACCGAAACCAUGGAGGCUUUGACUGUAGCAUUGAACUUGUAUCACAUCGAGGACAUGUACGGGAAUCAAUUUUCCUCAUUGCCUCUAAUGCUGCAGCCAUAUUUCCUGCAUACUGGGCACUUCGGCAAAAGGCAUUUGCAGAGUGGAUUUUAUUCACAUCCAGUGGAAUUUCGAGUGCACUAUACCACGCUUGUGAUGUAGGCACGUGGUGUGCAUUGAACUACAAUGUCUUGCAGUUCAUGGACUUCUGGCUAUCUUUCAUGGCUGUGGUUAGCACUUUUGUUUACCUUGCUACCAUUGAUGAAGUGUUUAAGAGGGCAAUUCAUGCGGCAGUUGCUAUCCUUACAGCUCUCAUGGCUGCAACAAAAGCAACCAGGUCUUCUAACAUAGUUCUUGUAAUAGUCAUUGGGGGCGUUGGUCUUCUUAUUGGUUGGUUGAUAGAAAUCUCAUCAAAGUAUAGGUCACUUUCCUUCUCAAUUGGGUUUUCAUUAAAUUCCAUUAACAGCUUGGAAAUUAUAAAGCAACGGCUCUAUAAUCUCAUGAAGACGCUUCUGAGACGGUUCCGAUGGGGUUUCUUAUUGGCUGGUUUUGUGGCAUUGUCCAUGGCUGGCAUAAGCUGGAAGCUUGAAACUAGUCAAACAUAUUGGUUUUGGCAUAGCAUGUGGCACAUCACAAUAUACGCAUCUUCUUUCUUGUUCCUUUGUUCAAAGGCAAAAAUUGUUGAUAGUGAGAAUCAAUCACCUGCAAGUGGAAACUAUGCUCUGACUCGUCAAGAUUCACUUUCAAGAGGUAGUGGAUAAAAGUUUUCUAUGGAAUACAUAGGCUGGUGUAAGUAAAAUGGAUGGUUUAGACUUUAGAGGAUUUAAUUCCUGAGAAGACAUCAAAGGAAGCAGUAUAUGUUUGUACAUUCUUUUGUGCUUAAGAUUUGCUGCUAUCAUUCUUUCUUUUUUCUUUCUUUCCUAAUAUUUAAUAAUUUUUGUCUAUACUGGCUCUAUGAUCAAAGGUAGGAGAAUGAUUGAGAAGGGUUUAGUUUAGUUGUUGGGGAAGAGGUUAUGGGUCAGAGUUUUUGUCAUGUAAUCAUUAUUGCUUUUGAGAUAACUCAUUUGAUCAUUACUUUGUUUUAGAAAGUUCUUUAUAAUUCUUAAAUUGGCUUUUUAAUUA
This is a messenger RNA of Prosopis cineraria, 2778 nucleotides long. RefSeq lists its product as uncharacterized. The record is from RefSeq and is a predicted model, not a curated record. Gene Ontology annotation, cellular component: plasma membrane. Lineage: Eukaryota; Viridiplantae; Streptophyta; Magnoliopsida; Fabales; Fabaceae.